CCACGGGCCUCUCCCCCCGUCUCCCUCUCCUUCUCUCCUCACGAAGAGAGCCUGCAUGGCGCCGCAAUGAUAACAUUCCUCUGAACUCGCCCAUCCCAAAGGGAAAAGAAGAGACUCCAGCUUCUAUAUCUGCCCCUGCAUCUGCGUGUGCACGCUGCUUCUCGCAGCUUUGCUUGCGCCGUGACUGGCUCCCCCCUCUGCUUCGGAAGCUUCUCUGGUGGCGGUGGUGCGCUGCGGCCUGACCAUCAGUAGCUGUAGCGCCCCUGAAUGCGAGCUGGUGAUCGCCUUGGGCGGCCACCUUGCUCCGGCGCCUGAUCGGGGGCUGAGAACGAGGAAAGCUUGGAGGAGCACGGACGAUGCCGGUGAGGAUGCGCGGCGCCGCGGCCUUCGCCGACGACGCGCGGGAGCUCGACCGGCAAAUGGGGUGCAUGUCCGGCAUAUUCCAGAUCUUCGACCGCCAACGGCUCAUCACCGGGAGUGGCCGGCGCGGCGGCCGGCAGGCGCAGAAGAGGCUGCCUCCGCCGUCAGCUCCAGACAAUACUGUUCCAAAGAGCAGCAGGAAUGUCCCAGUUCAAAGUUCAAGUACUUCAAAGAUCGUUCUGGAGAAAACAUUCAGCAAAUGUACGACUGAGAACAGCAGUCUUUCAAUCGAAUCAUCAAGAGCUUCUUCGUCCUCCUCUUCAUGCUCAUCCUUCUCGUCGCUUGAUGGCAACAAAUCAGUCCAACAGGAGCUUCCUUACAUCAAUGAGGAGCUCUUUGUGCAGAGGUCACUGAAGAGAUCACCAAGUUUGAAGGAAACUGACAUGAACACCAAGCCCGGGCAUCCUAAUGUCGGUUUCAGAGAUAUAGUGAAGGACUCCAUCAACCGGGAAUCCGGAGGCCUAACUGUAAAAACCUCGGUACAGGAGGCACGGAGAAAUGGGCAGUACAAGGACUCACCAAGGCCGCUGCUGCUGUCCAAAUCAAUGGAUGGAACCUGUAUUAUUGGGAUCGAUAGGAGCACAAAGGUUCCUGCAACUGUCACUGAAUCUAACAGGCGUUUGCAGGAGCAAUCACGCUUCUCAUGUGAUGACCGAAGACUCCUGCGGCCAGCCGAAACCCAGGAAAGCAAGAGGCCUUCUUCAAGGCCCAAAGAGCUCCCUAGAUUGUCCUUGGACAGUAGGAAGGAGUCUCUGAGUCCAAGCUCACGCCAGAAUAACUUCAGUUACAAGAGAACUGAUGAUAUUCUCUUGGAUACUUUGAGGCCUCAAGAUUCUCCAAGCCAUAGGAGAGCCAACAGUGUCAUUGCCAAGCUAAUGGGGUUGGAAGAAGCAACAGAUGCUACAGGGGUGCUGACUGCUGAUAACCAUGAGACUUCAAGAUCACCGAGACCUGCACAAGCCACUCAAUAUGAGAAUCCAUCACGUUCGCCCAGAAGCACUUGCCAGGAUUCCUGCAUGUUACAGCUGAAGAAUGAGUCUUGGGUACUCAGAACCAAGCCUUCCCCAAGAAUUCUCACAGAAGCGGCUCCUUGGAGGCAGCAGGAGAGAAGUGCCAACAACAUAAAAGCACAACAAUGUCGAGAAGCUGAAGGGAGGCCAAGGACUGCAUCUGUCUAUGCUGACAUAGAAAGAAGGCUCGGGGGCCUCGACUUCUUAGAGUGUAAUAACAAGGACUUCAGGGCUCUCAGAAUAUUGGGGGCAUUGAAUGCAAAAGAUUCUAAGAGCCAGAAUGACAGCAAUGCUGGAUCAGUGGCUGUUCAGAGGACAGGGUAUGAUCAAGCCACCGAGCCCAGAGACUUCCAGCCUCCAAUUGUGGUUAUGAAGCCUGCAAGAACCACCAAGAAGCCUGGGGUUUCACUUGCUUCAGUUGCUCCAAUUGCAGGCCUCAGAAGCCUGAGGAAGUUGCCGGUCAGAGAUUCAUCUUUCAAUGGCACGGAUGACAAGAUUCAUCUUCGGAUGUCCAGAGCUCAAUCGAAGUCAGAAGAACCUGUCAGCAGUGCCAGCUCACCGAGGCCUACAGGUUCAUCAAGCCCCAGAAAUGUGCAAAAGAAAGCAGAGUCCGAAAGGAGGUCUCGUCCGCCGGUCUCACCAAAAUCUCCAAGCAAGAAGUCCAAUGAAGCUGUUUCCCCAAAAGGACGAAUAAGAUCAAAGCCUUCUCAGGUGAAAAGCCACCGUGAUGAGGUAUUGCCGAGUGCAGGGAGCAGAAUCAGCUUAGCAAAGCAAGUUGAUGUCAGUAUCAUGGAUUGUCCAAAGCCCCCAGGUGUCAGCUCAUCAUUUGUUCAACCAUGCAAAGUUGCCACAACAUCAAGUCACAAGGGUCCUUCAAUUCUGGGUUCAGACCAAAAUAUUCAUUCACUGGACAACAUCCCGAGCCCUGUCUCUGUCCUCGACACAUCCUUCUAUCAUAAAAGGAUUUCAGAUUCAUUCAAAGAUGGUGAGACACAUUCUUCGGAUGAGUGCUGGAACCCAAACAGCCUGCCUGACACACCACAGUCUAAGGCGAGCAGUGAAGUCAACCAGAUUAAACCAGAAAACUUGGAGUUCCUCAUCCAGAAGCUUGAGCAACUGCAAUCAAUGAACGAGGAAGCUGCAAAUAUCAAAGAAGUCAUGGCAUCAGUUGCUGCAAAUAAAGAUCAUCACUAUAUCUAUGAGAUACUAUUGGCAUCUGGUCUUUUGCAUAAAGAACUUAGUUUCACAGCAUUACCUGGUCAACUCCGACCAUCAAGUAAUCUGAUCAACCCGGAGCUCUUCCUCAUUCUUGAACAAACAAAACCAGACAUUGCUUCAGAAUUUCAAACUGUCAGUGCAGCUAAGAAAUGUUCUAAGCCUUGCACAGGAAAGCUUCACCGAAGACUUGUGUUUGACAUGGUAAACGAAACCAUAGCACAGAAGAUGAACAUCUGCAGAUUUCGAAGUCAGCCAGUAAAAUUUCUUCAGUCAAGGAAGUUAAGUGGGUGGCAACUAUUCAAGGAUUUGUGCACUGAGGUUGACAGGCUAACAAAAUGCUCCGAAGAGGAUGAGAAUGAAAACAUGCCAGUACAUGAGGAUAUCACAAAAGACUGGAUGAGCUUUGACACCAUACUACAUGACAUGGUUUUGGAAAUCGAAAAGGACAUAUUCAAAAACCUUAUCAACGAGGUCAUAGAUGGUGGGGCUACAGAGAAGAUGCAAUUUGGACAAUGGAAGCUGCGGAGGCAGCUUUCUUUCAGUAGUGUAAACUGAGUAUUUGUGGUAGUAGUUGUUUAUGUUAAGAAGCUUAGGCUCUAGUAAAUGUAACCUUUUAUAUUUUGCUGAAGACUAAACUGUAGAAGGAAUAUAAAUGUUCCUCAAUACUAAUCUUGCUGCCAUCAGUGCUAGAAGAAGUGAGGAAAUCUAUAUAUAAUAGUUAAUAAACUCUUCUGACGCAUGUCAUGUUCUUUUGGCCGAA
Messenger RNA from Setaria italica (foxtail millet), 3408 nucleotides. Its product is annotated as protein LONGIFOLIA 2. Gene Ontology annotation, biological process: regulation of monopolar cell growth. The transcript is spliced from 5 exons. Lineage: Eukaryota; Viridiplantae; Streptophyta; Magnoliopsida; Poales; Poaceae. The record is from RefSeq and is a predicted model, not a curated record. The coding region runs from base 357 to 3203 and encodes 948 amino acids.